Molecule: messenger RNA, 443 nt
Organism: Apodemus sylvaticus (European woodmouse)
Lineage: Eukaryota; Metazoa; Chordata; Mammalia; Rodentia; Muridae
Gene: Fabp12
Product: fatty acid binding protein 12
Biological process (GO): fatty acid transport
Cellular component (GO): nucleus; cytosol
Molecular function (GO): fatty acid binding
Source: RefSeq, a predicted model, not a curated record
UGCCAGUGCACACAUCCAUAUGAAGCAGUUUUCAUUGAGACACAAUGGUGGACCAGCUUCAAGGAACAUGGAAAUCUGUUUCUUGUGAAAAUUUUGAAAACAACAUGAAGGAAUUGGGAGUGGGAAGAGCCAGCCGGAAACUGGGCUGUCUGGCAAAGCCCACCGUGACCAUCAGCACAGAUGGGGAUCUGAUCACCAUCAAAACCAAAAGCAUCUUUAAAAACAAGGAUAUUUCCUUCAAGCUGGGAGAGGAGUUUGAGGAAAUCACACCAGGUGGCCGAGAAAGCAAGAGCACAGUAAUCUUAGAUAACGACUCCUAGGUUCAAGUCCACGACUGGGAUGGCAAGGAAGCCACAAUCCACAGGAGGCUGGUGGACGGGAAAAUGGUGGUGGAAAGCGCAAUGAAUAACGUCACCUGUACCUGAACAUACCAGAGAGUUUAG